Scomber japonicus (chub mackerel) is the source of this 1134-nucleotide messenger RNA. It is a transcript of the gene agpat4, whose product is annotated as 1-acylglycerol-3-phosphate O-acyltransferase 4 (lysophosphatidic acid acyltransferase, delta). Lineage: Eukaryota; Metazoa; Chordata; Actinopteri; Scombriformes; Scombridae. Gene Ontology annotation, cellular component: endomembrane system; mitochondrial outer membrane. The record is from RefSeq and is a predicted model, not a curated record. The coding region runs from base 1 to 1134 and encodes 377 amino acids. Gene Ontology annotation, molecular function: 1-acylglycerol-3-phosphate O-acyltransferase activity. The transcript has 8 exons.
AUGAGCCUCCUGGAACGGCUGAAAUCCCAUUUCUUGAGCCACUUGAUCAUCUGCUAUGUGUUCCUGUUCAGUGGCCUCAUUGUAAACCUGCUGCAGUUCUGCACUUUACCUCUGUGGUUGGUCAGUAAGCAGCUGGCCCGUAAGGUCAACUGCAGACUGGCCUACUGCAUCAGUAGCCAGAUGGUAGCAGUCCUGGAGUGGUGGUCUGGAACAGAGUGCUCGCUCUACACAGACCCAAAGAGUUACCCAUUGUAUGGUAAUGAAAAUGCAAUUGUGGUUCUCAAUCACAAUUUUGAGAUAGACUUCCUGUGUGGCUGGACCUUCUGUGAGAGAUUUGGAGUUCUUGGGAGUUCAAAAGUAUUGGCCAAAAAAGAGCUGGCUUAUGUACCAGUAAUUGGUUGGAUGUGGUACUUCCUGGAGAUUGUUUUCUGCAAGAGAAAGUGGGAGGAGGACCGAAAGACGGUGGCUCAGAGUCUCCAGAACCUGCGGGAUUAUCCAGAAAACUUCUGGUUCUUGCUUUACUGUGAAGGAACGCGCUUCACACCACAGAAGCAUGAGAUCAGCAUGCAGGUGGCAGAGAGCAAAGGUUUACCCAAGCUGAAGUACCAUCUUUUGCCCAGGACCAAAGGAUUCUGGAUCACUGUCCAAAACCUCAGGGGAACUGUUGCAGCUGUAUAUGACUCCACGCUGAACUUCAGAAACAACGAAAUGCCAACCUUGCUUGGAAUUCUUAAAGGGAAGAAAUAUCACGCUGAUUUAUAUGUGAGGAGAAUCCCUCUAGAGCUGAUCCCAGAGGAUGAGGCAGAGUGUGCUGCUUGGCUCCACAAACUCUACCAGGAAAAGGACAGCUUUCAAGAGCACUAUAUACAGACUGGGCGUUUCCCUAGUCCCAUAGUGAACCCUCCAUGCCGUCCCUGGGCCUUGGUCAACUGGAUAUUCUGGUCCUGCCUGCUCCUCUAUCCACUGGGACUGCUACUGGUACAACUCAUCAGCUCUGGAUCCAUGUUCACCAUCGUAGCUUCUGUGACUCUCUGCACUGCAGCAUCACUGGCAGUUCGCUGGAUGAUUGGCCAGACUGAGAUUAACAAAGGCUCAAGCUAUGGGAAUAAGGAGACUCCUCUAAACAAGAACUAG